Aspergillus thermomutatus is the source of this 825-nucleotide messenger RNA. RefSeq lists its product as uncharacterized. The transcript has a single exon. The coding region runs from base 1 to 825 and encodes 274 amino acids. NCBI's taxonomy places the organism in Eukaryota, Fungi, Ascomycota, Eurotiomycetes, Eurotiales, Aspergillaceae. The record is from RefSeq and is a predicted model, not a curated record.
AUGACCAGCCAUGUUAGUCACCCUUCGAGGCGUCUGUCUAGUGCCACCACCUCCACCAGCUCGACCGGAAACAACUUUAGUUCCGAUAUCCGCCGGAGCACAUCAUCCCGUUCGACCAACGCUCAACUCGGAUACGUGGCUCUCAUGCGCAGGCAGAAGGCAACUGUCUGGUGUGAUCGCGCUCAGCCUGAAGAUCCUCGACUUCGCGCCCAGAAGCUGGCAGAUAAGAAGAGGGCCUACCUGGAAGUCCAUGGCGCUGGCGCCGGACGCACCGGUACCCUGGGAAGCGGCAAGAACAAGCAUGGAAGCAAGGGCGUCAAGGAAUUUUCGGCGUCAACUCUCGUUGGAGCAACUGUUCCGGUCCGACUCAGUGCAAACGAGGUGGGCGACGCAGAUGAGGACGGACACAGCGAGAAUGGAUUUCCUCAUCGCCGCACGGGCAGCGGCCGCAGUUCUCUCGGGAGCAAUCACCGCUACCCUAGUGGCUACCAGCGGACUCCACAGGGCACCAUGGGGAGUAAUAAUACUCCCCCCAACGAGAGGGCUGAUCUUCCGGACGUUACGGAAAACCCUCCGGCAGAGCGUCAUGAGGAGGAAAAAGCCUCGUCCACCAAAGACGAUUCUGCCACCAGUCAUAGCAAGACCAGUGAGCAAGAGGAUAACUUCGGCUCAGUAGGUGACAUGGCUGCGCCCAGUGCCGCCACCGCCGCUGCUGAGAAGGCCCGGAAGGCGGACGAAUUGCGGCGCAGAGGCAGCGUGGACGAACGAACGACCACGAUGACGAAUGUGCGACUCUUCGUCGCGAAUCCCGAUCUCAGUGACUGA